AUGUCGUUUGUUCCAUCAAGCGCGUCGUUCGCGAAAAGCCAGAUAGCGACACUUCCAAAAGUAGAGCCUGAUCGCAGCCUAGAACCAACGCAGCCCCCUCCCUCCCCUCCCCUUUUACCCUGCUAUUUCCCACUGGUCUUUGCAGGUGUAAUAGUCUUCGCUGCCAUUUUGCAAGUGGGCAAAAGUGAAAUUUUUCAAAGCGCCAGGAGGAGGAAUAAGGAGACGUUUUGCUUGUUGAUCAAUGCAGUGCUUUGCUGGAUGAAGAUGAGAUGUAAACAGGGAACCAAGUGGAUCAGAGACUUGGCAAUCAGGAUUUACAUGCAGCAGUUAUCCAGAUCAGAUGCCAACAGGGAGAAAGUGGACUAAAUCAAGCAGUUAUAUCUUUAGAAGGGCUGCAUGUUCUAUUUUGCAAUCCAACUCUUGGGUGAACCAGGUAAACAAAACUCUUGAAUAAGCCAAGUUCUGCUCUGAUUAUAUAACUUCAGACAUGCAGUUUGUGCCUUGAUGAUUUACACAAUGAGUAAGAAAAGCUAUUAAAUCACACUCUUUUAAACACAUCGUCCAUGAAAUUGUUAAAUUUAUCUUCUGCAGCCAAAAGUGAUGUUCAAAAGUAAGAUGUUUUUUCAGAAUUAGAUUGCAUUUUCACCUUCAAAGAAAAUUUUUGAAUUGGCGAUUUUAUAACUUAGUGAGUAAUUGGGCUGCAGUACCAAUUGACUGGCUGAUGGACAUUGUUAAAGUAGCUGUGGUCUAUCCCGUUUGUUUGGUACAUUAACAAUGAGAGAGAAUUCCAGGUAAAAGUGACAGAAACCAAAAUUUCAUUCUGGGAAAAUGAUCCUGAAACUGGCACAGUAAAACGCACAGUAUCCAAACUAUGUACAAUAUAUAACUCAAACAUAAAGGACUGACUGAUGGACUGACUUACUGACUGACGUACUGACUGACUAACUGACUGACUGACU
Molecule: messenger RNA, 959 nt
Organism: Orbicella faveolata
Lineage: Eukaryota; Metazoa; Cnidaria; Anthozoa; Scleractinia; Merulinidae
Source: RefSeq, a predicted model, not a curated record